Anopheles nili is the source of this 1301-nucleotide messenger RNA. It is a transcript of the gene Yif1, whose product is annotated as protein YIF1B. Lineage: Eukaryota; Metazoa; Arthropoda; Insecta; Diptera; Culicidae. Gene Ontology annotation, cellular component: endoplasmic reticulum-Golgi intermediate compartment; endoplasmic reticulum membrane; COPII-coated ER to Golgi transport vesicle. The record is from RefSeq and is a predicted model, not a curated record. Gene Ontology annotation, biological process: endoplasmic reticulum to Golgi vesicle-mediated transport.
AUGACGGAUGUCAGCCAGCGAGUACAAAAAUGACAAGUUGGCCAAUGGUUUGUUGGUUGUGGAUCAUCGUUUAAUCGUAGAACGUAUUUUUCUGCUAUGAAUUUCAACGCUCAGGCUGGGACCGAUGGCCGUGCCCAUCGGUCGGUAUCAAAAAAACCAAAACGGGUGAGCGACGUGAAUGCGAUUGGGUCUACGAUUCCGUACCAACAGAUGACAUCACAAGUUCCGACCAACCAGUACAUGCCCAGCGAUCCCAAUAACUUUUACGGGCAGCCACAAUACUCGUCACUUCCACAGCAGCAGUAUGCACCCCAACAACAGCCAAACUACUACAUCCCACAGCAGCCGCCACAACCAAAUAAUGUGCCUCGGCAACUUGGCCAGCCCGCUUCCAUGCCGGGAAUGGCUGGUGGCCAGUUUGCGAUGUUUCAGCAGCCCAUCGUUCAGGACAUGGCCAUGCAGUACGGACAGAAACUGGCCGACCAGGGCAAGGAGAUUGUACACAGCCAAAUUGAAAAAUAUUUACCGAUUGCUAAGCUGAAGUAUUACUUCGCCGUGGACAACAGCUACGUUGUGAACAAGCUGAAGAUUAUUUUCUUCCCAUUUCUGCACAAGGACUGGGGAAUGAAGUACGACCACGAUAAUCCGGUACAGCCACGGUAUGAUAUCAAUGCGUACGACUUGUACAUACCUUCUAUGAGCUACAUCACGUACAUCGUGUUGGCGGGAAUUGCACUUGGCAUGCAGCAGAGAUUCUCAUCGGAACAGUUGAGCAUUCAGGCGUCGAGCGCUUUGGCGUACAGCAUUUUUGAGAUAGUGAUUUACAUGCUUACGCUCUACAUAGGAAACAUUGCCACGUCCCUAGGCACAUUGGAUCUGCUUGCCCUCAGCGGGUAUAAGUACUCCGCCAUCGUCUCGAUCUUGCUUGGUACAAUACUUUUGAAAAGAAUGGGCUAUUAUCUGGCACUGCUGUACUCGUCGGCCGUUUUGGCACUGUUUUUGCUGCGCACUAUGAAAGCGAAGGUGCUCUCGGAACAAUCGCAAACGCAAAGCUCCGUUGGCUACGAUCCAUAUGGGCAGCAGCAGAACGAGUACCACGUGGGCCGCAAGCGCAAGCUUUACUUUCUAUUCCUCGUGACCGGAUUGCAGCCGGUGCUGGCAUUCUGGCUUACCGUACAUCUAGUAGUUAGCGAUACUGUACCAAGUGCUUAGAUUCUGACCCUCUCACGAUAACGUAUGUUUGGUAUGAAACGUUUAAAUGGUAAUAAAUUCGUAAGUCAAUUUUGUUUUAUGCUACCGUA